AUGCGUCGCGACGUUCAAGAAGUUUUCCGUGCUACCCCCUUCCAGAAGCAAGUUAUGAUGUUUUCUGCCACUCUCUCCCCAGAGAUCAAGCCUAUCUGCAAGAAGUUCAUGAAGAACCCAUUGGAGAUCUACGUCGAUGAUGAGAAGAAGUUGACUUUGCACGGUUUGCAGCAGUACUACAUCAAAUUGUCCGAGGACAAAAAGAAUGUCAAGCUGGCCGAGCUUUUGGAUUCCUUGGAGUUUAACCAGGUGAUCAUUUUCGUCAAAUCCACCAAGAGAGCCACCGCCUUGAACGCCUUGCUUUGCGAAUCCAACUUCCCAUCCAUCGUCGUUCACUCGGGUAUCCCUCAAGAGGAGAGAAUUGCUCGUUACAAGCAGUUCAAGGACUUUUCAAAGCGUAUUUGUGUCUCUACCGAUGUGUUUGGUAGAGGUAUCGAUAUUGAGAGAAUCAACCUCGCCAUCAACUAUGAUUUGCCAGGCGUUGCUGACCAAUACUUGCACCGUGUUGGUAGAGCUGGUAGAUUUGGUACCAAGGGUCUGUCUGUCUCCUUUGUCUCCAGUGAGGAGGACGAGGAAGUCUUGAGUAAGAUCCAAGAGAGAUUCGAUGUCAAGAUCUCUGAGUACCCAGAGGCUGGUGUCGACCCAAGCACUUACAUGAACACUUAA
Molecule: messenger RNA, 666 nt
Organism: Kuraishia capsulata CBS 1993
Lineage: Eukaryota; Fungi; Ascomycota; Pichiomycetes; Pichiales; Pichiaceae
Exons: 1
Coding region: 1-666 (221 amino acids)
Biological process (GO): mRNA splicing, via spliceosome; mRNA export from nucleus
Molecular function (GO): RNA helicase activity; RNA binding
Source: RefSeq, a predicted model, not a curated record